CACAGCACAUUGCAAGAGCAUAACGUGACGCACAAGGAGCUGGGACACCCAUGGCUAUCAAAUGGAUUACUCUGACAGAUACUUGUGAACUUCAACAACACAGCAAGGACAAUACAUUCAGGAGGCACACAAAGGAGCUGCACAGAGCUUGCAGAACUUGUUUGUCACACUGAGAGAAAUAAAAAAUUGCCAGGUUUUGAUGAAGACACUUUCAUUCAGGAGCCAGCUGACAGCAGGCUGAGCGCAGGGACUGAGACUGACAGCACUGAAGAUGUGAAUGUUUUGAGUGGGAAACUGUUGUAACGCCUGUUGUAACACAGCUGCAAGUGGAUCACAAUUAUCGAGACGAGAGCAACACACACAGAGAGAAAAGGAAACGCGUGAGAAAGCUUACCAUGCACUGACAACAAGGAAUGGAAAGCAUCAGUGUGGAAACGGACUGGGAUGAGUUAGCCCUCUCCUCUCUGGUCACAACAGGAAGGAGCAACUUCUCCUCCUCGUCCUUGUUUGUCUCUGAUCUAAACUCCCUCAACACCUCUCACAGUGGGGGAUCCUUGUUCGGGCUCUUCCCUGAGAAUGGUUCCACCACCACGCCUCACACCCUGUCACAGCCAAGGACGAGGGACCUGGGCCUCGCCCGAGCGGAGAUCGCGGUGCUCGGCGUGGUGCUGGCUCUCACCACUCUGGGGAAUAGCUUUGUGCUGUGGGUGCUGCUGAGGAGGAGGAAGCAUAAUGCACCGAUGCACGUGUUCAUGGUCAACCUGUGUGUGGCUGACCUGGUGGUGGCCUUGUUUCAGGUUCUUCCUCAGCUAAUAUGGGACAUUACAGAGAGGUUCCAGGGGCCUGACCUUCUCUGCCGGUCCGUCAAGUACUUGCAGAUUGUGGGCAUGUUUGCCUCCUCCUACAUGAUAGUUGCUAUGACAGUGGAUCGGCACCAGGCCAUCUGUUGCCCGUUGCAGGCCUACCGAGGGGGAGCAAUGUCUCGCUGGAACACCCCUGUCAUGGUGGCCUGGGGCUUGGCGCUAGUCCUGAGCAUACCACAGGUAUUCAUCUUCUCUCGCUCAGAAGUGGCUCCGGGAGAGUUUGAGUGCUGGGGUCACUUUGCUGAGCCGUGGGGGCUGAAGGCCUACGUCACCUGGAUGACCGUGGCUGUCUUCCUCCUGCCCGCGCUCAUCAUUACCAUCUGUCAGAUAAGAAUCUUCCGAGAGAUUCACAAUAACAUCUAUCUGAAGUCUGAGAGGAUGGUGAUGGCUGAGCUGAAGAAGAAUGAAAUCUUCUUCCGCUUUCACAGCUUCAAGAAAGAGGACGAGCGGGCUAGGGAAAGGGGGAGACGGGCGUCCGGAGGAGGGGUCAGGGACAGCAGAGGUGGAACGCUCCUAAAGGGAGUGAAUAACAACCCUCACAAUAACAUCCAUAACAGCCAAGAAUGUUACGACUACGUCCCAUCCGCUAUCCAGUAUAGCAAUUGCCGUGGUGAACAUGUGACAUCACAGACACAGCAGCAAACACUAAACAAUUCAGAUUGCCAUGACUCCUACACGCCCUACGAGCUGGCCUCAGGGUCACCCCGUUGCUCCCUUGACUACGCCCCCCCUCCUCCUCCAGCCACUCCACCUCCAAGCAUCACUAAAGCCAUGUCGAAAACUGUGAGGAUGACACUAGUGAUCGUGCUGGUUUAUACCAUCUGCUGGUCACCUUUCUUCAUCGUGCAGCUUUGGGCUGCCUGGGAUCCCAACCCCCCAGACCAAGCAGGGGUGGCCUUCACCAUCCUGAUGUUACUGGCCAGUCUGAACUCAUGCACCAACCCGUGGAUCUACACAGCUUUCUCCAGCAGCGUGUCCAGAGAGCUACAGAACCUGCUGCACUGUCAGUCACGAUCUGGCCGCAGGGGCUCCCUGCCUGACGACUCCACCACCACACACACCUCCACCACCAAGGACAGUCUGUACUGACACAGACUGAUGAGACAGAAACGGACAUAUUUGAAAAGACAUGCACGGAUGCACAUGGGCCCGUUGCAAGGACGUGAUGUAGCACACGACUGCCACCACCACCUCCAGCAAAGCCUGAGAGCAGAGCACGUUGACCUCUACCAGAUGUUUCCAACAACAAAGGACAGCUGUACUGUCAACAGGACCUCUAUCUGUAAUCACUGGUCCUCUCCACCCCAGAGAGCGGAAGGGUGUCAUUGAGGAUGUCAACACCAUUUGAUGAGGGAACUGUGGAAUAUACAGUGACAGCAUCUGCAGUGCAAAAUGGCCUUGAAAUUGAAGAGGUUUUCACGUCAGCUGCGGAUAGGUCCCUGCACAUUGAUUCAUAUAAGGAAAAACUCUUUCCCUGGUCAGACAGAGCCGAGCAGCAGGAAUGCAAGGGGUGGAUCACUGCAUUAAUAGCCUUACAGCACGCCUAAUGUACAAAGCAGCAGACAAAGCUAUGGGUGUAGAGAAAACAAAGCAGCAGGCUGAGGGAAAGAGAGAGAGAGACAUUUACAGACAGCAGGAGAGAGCGAGACUGCUGCUGGACUGAGAACAGACAGGGGAUGACAUGGAUGUUACAGCUGCAGGAGCAGCCCUAAGAAGGCUGUAGUAGAAAUCUAAUAAUGUGAACAAACGUUGUUGAAUUAAAGAAAGUGGAUUAGAGGCGGAUGCUUGAGGCUGAAUUCAUAUUUGCUCAAGAGGAAUCCAUUUCCAAGGAAAAAGAGUGAUUAGCAAGAUGGACGGAGACUCACUCAUGAGGGCGGUGCGGUAGAGUCGACACACUGCCCCAUGUGGAUUAAUGCAGACGGAAACACACACACACACGCACACACACACACACACACACACACACACACACACACACACACACACACACACACACACACACAGAAGUGACAGGAGGAGGAUUAAACCUAGAAGAAUACAAAUGAACAAUCCAGAUUUCCGCAACCAACCGGGACACAAUUAUGUGAUUGUAUUUUGUACAAACACAGCAUACGAGGUACAUAAAAUUACUUUCCUGUCAUGCUCUCCUGAAUGUGUGAAACAAGAUGCAAAAGCCGUAGGAAGGAAACAAAUAGCAUUCCACGCACAGUGAUGAACAAUGUAAAGUAUAUUUAUUAAAAAUGUAAGGCACAUUAGAUAUUAUUACAUUGUGUGUAAGAUAAUUGUUGAAUGUGUUGUAGAAAACAAGGGGAUAUCAAACCAAAGAUUUUUUUUCUACUGCAGAAUCGAUUCAGGUCUUAACAGUUAUUACAUAGCUUCAACGGAUAAGACAAAUAGAGUGCUGCAGGAAAGUUUAUGUGUAGGUCAACCAGGUCCCCAGGAAGUGCGCCAGGCCUGAAAGCCAAUUCCCGUAGUGGCCAAACAGUGACAGUACAACUCCUGAGUCUGUCAGGUGAUGCCACUGGGCCCAAAAAGACAUUUUCUCAUAGACUGACAUUGUGGAAAAAGACAUCUGUCAGUCACUGACUAUAUAUUUUUUUUUUUACCUCUGCAUUAAAUAAUUACAUUAUCAGAAUUUGAUCAAUUUGGUCAAAUAUCAUUAGGAAUGUCUGAAAGUGCUGCACACUUAAAUGAUUUAAUUCUUAUUCAAGUUAGUGAAGCGCUAAACUGGAAAUAGCCAGCUCGGCUGGCAUAAGUCUCUAGUGUGCUUGCUCUGUGGGCCCAGCGAUGCAGAAGCAGCACCGAUCACCAAGGUAACUUCAAAGUAUGAAAAUUGAGAUUUUUUUUUCAUGCGCUACUGAGCAAAUUUCAUGGGACUAAGGGGGUCCCAUCUUCAGCGCUAUAUCCAGCCAACACACAGUUAGCAUCGUCCUGGUUCCUUUGACAAAAAGCCAAUGGGAUUUUUCCAUUGGACUUUGGACUAAUUCAGAAAAUAAACUCUGCAGCAAACAAA
Molecule: messenger RNA, 3876 nt
Organism: Plectropomus leopardus (leopard coralgrouper)
Lineage: Eukaryota; Metazoa; Chordata; Actinopteri; Perciformes; Serranidae
Gene: avpr2aa
Product: arginine vasopressin receptor 2a, duplicate a
Biological process (GO): regulation of systemic arterial blood pressure by vasopressin; positive regulation of vasoconstriction; cellular response to hormone stimulus
Cellular component (GO): plasma membrane
Molecular function (GO): vasopressin receptor activity; peptide binding
Source: RefSeq, a predicted model, not a curated record